AGGUGUCUUGCGUGGCUCCUCGGCGAGCUUCUUCUCUUCGCCCGAGGGAGAAGGCUCUCUCCUCGACGCGGUAUCCACCUUGCAGCGCUGAGUGUGGAGGGAGGGCGUGCGCAUGCGCCAGCCGGCCAGCCUCUGGACGCCUCGCUGUGCCAGGGGCCGUUCGGAGUUGGGGCUGCUCAGUUGGCUUUCUCCGCCCCUCCCCCCUCGCCCUCCCUCCCUCCCUCCCUCCCUUCUUCCCUCCCUCCCCUUCCCUUCCCCGCCCCUCUCCGGUCCAGCCGAAUUCUCUGGCUUCAGUACGCGUGCGCCCGGUCAGCUGCGGGGCGAGCGCGAGCUUGGGCUCGCACCCUGCUCCCCCUAACCCCGCCCGCUCUUUCCCUCGCCGCGGCCGCCGGCUCGGUGGGCUCGAGGGGAGACGCACGCACGCGCACAGGACUAGGCGACGAGCUCUCGAGACACCGAGGAGGGGAGUGAGCGGCGUCGGAGGAGGCAUUAGAGGAGGAGAUUGCUAUGGAAAUAUAUGACCACAUAAAAGGAAGUGUAUUCUGAGAAUUCUGAUACCUGAGAUGUAAGUGGACUGACUGAAGAGUGAAAGUUCAGUGCCAACCUUAGUUAUAAUGGCUACUGAUUCUGGGGAGCCAACUAGCACAGAAGAUUCUGAGAAACCUGAUGGGGUUUCCUUUGAAAACAGAGUUGCUCAGAUUGCUGUACCUCUGAUUGUAGAAGCUAGAAUGAAGGAAAAAACAAGCACCUUCUCUGCUGCCGGGGAAACCAUUGAAAGAAAGAGAUUUUUCCGAAAGAGCGUUGAGAUGACUGAAGAUGACAAAGUUGCUGAAUCUUCCCCUAGAGAUGAAAGAAUAAAGGCUGCAACAAACAUUUCAAGAGUAGAUAAGCUUCCUACCAAUGUGCUGAGAGGUGGACAAGAAGUUAAAUAUGAGCAGUGUUCAAAGGCAACCUCAGAAUCCUCAAAAGAUUGCAUCAAGGACAAAAAUGAAAAGGAAAUGGAAGAAGAAGCAGAAAUGAAGGCUGUAGCAACUUCCCCUAGUGGCAGGUUCCUGAAAUUUGAUAUAGAGCUGGGAAGAGGAGCAUUUAAGACAGUAUAUAAAGGACUGGACACUGAAACAUGGGUUGAAGUUGCUUGGUGUGAACUACAGGACCGCAAAUUAACUAAAGCUGAGCAGCAACGGUUCAAAGAAGAAGCAGAAAUGUUGAAAGGCCUCCAGCAUCCCAAUAUAGUUCGAUUUUAUGAUUCCUGGGAGUCUAUAUUAAAAGGAAAGAAAUGUAUUGUGUUAGUGACUGAACUAAUGACAUCAGGAACCUUAAAGACGUACUUAAAACGAUUUAAAGUCAUGAAGCCAAAGGUCUUAAGAAGUUGGUGCAGACAAAUUUUAAAAGGAUUGCAGUUCUUGCACACAAGGACCCCUCCUAUUAUUCACCGGGAUCUGAAGUGUGACAACAUUUUUAUCACAGGACCCACUGGAUCUGUGAAGAUUGGUGAUCUGGGACUUGCAACCUUAAUGCGCACAUCAUUUGCUAAGAGUGUCAUUGGCACUCCUGAGUUUAUGGCUCCAGAGAUGUAUGAAGAACACUAUGAUGAAUCUGUAGAUGUUUAUGCUUUUGGGAUGUGUAUGUUGGAAAUGGCUACUUCAGAGUAUCCAUAUUCCGAGUGCCAGAAUGCAGCUCAAAUAUACCGUAAAGUAACCAGUGGCAUAAAACCAGCCAGCUUCAAUAAAGUCACAGACCCUGAAGUAAAAGAAAUAAUUGAAGGAUGUAUUCGACAAAACAAAUCUGAAAGGUUAUCUAUCAAGGACCUACUAAAUCAUGCAUUCUUUGCUGAGGAUACUGGACUGAGGGUGGAGUUAGCAGAGGAAGAUGAUUGUUCAAAUUCAUCCCUGGCCCUAAGACUCUGGGUUGAAGAUCCUAAAAAAUUAAAAGGCAAGCAUAAAGACAAUGAAGCUAUUGAAUUCAGUUUCAAUUUAGAAACAGAUACACCCGAGGAAGUAGCAUAUGAAAUGGUCAAGUCUGGAUUCUUCCAUGAAAGUGAUUCUAAAGCUGUUGCUAAGUCCAUUAGGGACCGCGUGACACUGAUAAAAAAGAUAAGGGAAAAGAAGCCUGCUGGAUGCUUGGAGGAAUGCAGGGAUUCCCAGUGCAAGUAUGUGGGGAAUGUAUUUCCUCAGCAGCAGACCACAACUUUACCACCUGCUCCUGGUACACAGACUGUGGCUGAAUGUGAAGAAACAGAAGUUGAUCAGCAUGUUCGACAGCAAAAUCUACAGGGAAAACCACAGCAGCAGUGCUCCUCUGUAAGAGGUGAUACUUCAUCUGAGGCAGCAGCUGGACCAGUUCUACAUUCAGAUACUUCAAGUCUUCCCACUGUAGCCUAUUCUUCAAACCACACAACUAACUCUCAGGUAGUGUCUAGUAUCCUACAGACUGACAUAAGUUUUCAAGGGCAAAUCUAUUCUUCUCACCAACUACUAGGACAUUACCAGCAAAUUUCAGGGAUGAGGGAAUUACUACUCUAUUUUACAUAUUGGAGAGUUUAUCUAUUUUCUUCUAUUUACCAGUUGCAAGAACAGCCAAAGCUGACUGAGUCCCCAGUUUUGCCUGUGGUACAAGGUCAGUCUUCUGUUAUGCCCAUAUAUGCCGUUGGACAUGCAGUUGUUUCACAGUCUCAAAUUUCUCCAUUAACUAUCCAGAAGGUCUCACAGAUAAAGCCUGUGUCCCAACCAGUAGGAGCUGAACAACAAACAGCUCUUCAAAAUCCAGAUUUUGUUCGAAACUUGAAUCAAGAUGUGACAACUAUGAAAGAAAACACUAAUAACCCUGAUAACCCAAAUGGAAAUGGCAAACAGGAUCGGAUCAAACAGAGAAGAGCCUCCUGUCCCCGACCAGAGAAGGGGACUAAAUUUCAGCUUAUUGUCCUUCAGGUAUCAGUCUCUGGAGACAACAUGGUGGAGUGUCAACUAGAAACACACAACAACAAGAUGGUCACUUUCAAGUUUGAUGUCGAUGGUGAUGCACCUGAAGAUAUUGCAGACUAUAUGGUUGAAGAUAACUUUGUGCUGGAAAAUGAGAAAGAAAAAUUUGUAGAAGAAUUGAGGGCUAUUGUAGGUCAAGCCCAGGAGAUCCUUCAUGUCCACUCAGCUGCAGAAAAAUCUAUUGGUGUUGACUCUGUUGCCUUGGAAUCCAAUAGUAACCAAACAGGAUCAUCUGAACAAGUACUGAUAAAUUCUGCAUCCACUCAAACCAGCAAUGAAUCAGUUCCUCAGUCAUCCCCAGUUGGUCGGUGGCGGUUUUGUAUCAACCAAACUAUAAAACAUCGUGAGGCACAGUCUCCUCCUUCCCUUCAGCCUUCUGUGGCUACAGUUCCUGGGUUACAUCCAUUUUCUAGUUCAAGAAACACAAGUAAUCAGGAAAUAUCACAGGACACAUUGUUCACUAUAGAGAAUAAUCCAGGCCAGCAUGUAAUUUUCACCUCUAAAUCAGAACACAAGGAUGUGGUUGAUGGUAAUAUUUCUGAAUGUACUAGUGGAGAAACUGAGCAGCCAACUAUUCACUAUCAAGUGGAAGAUGACAGACAGAUAAGGGCACCAGCUACUACUGAUCAUUCCAAUGAUUCUGCUACUUUGGUAUGUCCAGUUUCAGUUGAAUGUGAGGCACUCACCAGCCAAGCAGGCAUGUUCAUACCUACCAAUCCAUGUCAGCAAGCUGCUGUUCUGGCUGAUGUGCUUCUGCCCCAUCCUGGUGAAUCGGUUCAGAUUGGUGAUAAUGUUGUUCUAACUUCAGCAUUUGUAUCUCCUGAUCAAAAGCCUCAACCAACUAUAGAUACAGAGUUCAUUUCCCAAGAAGUAGAAACCACAGUGAACACUGAAACAAGUUCUCCUAAGGCAGUCCUUGCCACUCAGACUCCUGGCUUUGAACCAGCUACACAUCUUCCUGCUACUGUCCUGGAAUCAGAUGGGGAACGACCUCCAAAAAUGGAGUUUGCAGACAAUCGAAUUAAAACGCUGGAUGAAAAAUUAAGAAACCUGCUCUAUCAGGAGCACAGCAUUUCUAGCAUUUAUCCUGAGAGUCAAAAGGAUACUCAAAGCAUAGACUCUCCAUUUUCUUCCUCUGCUGAAGAUAUACUAUCCUAUUCAAUGCCAGAAAUCAUACCUGUCAGUCACUGUGGGAUUCAAGAUAGUCCCACACAAUCUCCGAAUUUCCAACAGACAGGCUCUAAGAUUCCGUCCAAUGCAGCUGCAAGUCAGCCUGCUAAUAUAUCAGUGUUCAAAAGAGACUUGAAUGUGAUAACUUCUGUACCCAGCGAGUUAUGUUUACAUGAGAUGUCCUCAGAUGCUUCACUUCCAGGGGAUCCAGAGGCCUAUCCUGCUGCUGUGUCAAGCGAUGGAACCAUUCAUCUGCAGACAGGAGGUGGAUAUUUUGGCCUAAGCUUUACUUGUCCUAGUCUCAAAAAUCCUAUUAGCAGGAAAUCCUGGACUCGAAAAUUAAAAAGCUGGGCAUACAGGCUACGGCAGUCAACCAGCUUUUUCAAGAGAUCAAAAGUCCGUCAAGUGGAAACAGAAGAUAAAAGAUCAGCAAUUGCUUCUGAUCCCAUUCCUCUGCCACGGGAGUUCUCAGCUGAUACUAGGGCUUUGAGUAGAUGUAAAGCAGUGAGUGGAUCAUUUCAGCGGGGCCGCUUCCAGGUGAUUACAGUUCCUCAGCAGCAGUCAGUGAAAAUAAUGUCUUUUGGAAAAGAACACAGACCUCCAUUCAAGAAAACAACAGUCCAGUCCAGUGAACAAGCAGCAGCCUUUGCUGAAACUGUAGUAUCUCAGUUGAUCGAAGUGGAACCUGCCAUGCCCACUCCUAAAGCGUCAGAUUCUUCACGAAAGUUACGAACUCUUUAUGAAACUUUUAAAGAAGAUAAAAGAGAGCCUGAACAAGGUGACAUCUUCUCAUCUUUCAGCACAGCUUGUGAAACCAGUGUGUCUUCAGUGACUACAGAAAAGAACUUGGAAGAAACUUCAACUACAGGAAUCAGUGUGCAUUCUGGGUCUGAACUGUUAGAUAAAGAAACAGAGGAAUUGACUCCUGAGAAACAGCCAUAUGAAUUUUCGGCCCCUCUUGCUGGUAAUGGAAAAUCAGUGGCAAAAUCUGGUUCAAAGAGUGAUCAGUAUUUACCACUCAGUAAAGAGCAAGCCUAUGUUCAAACACAGAGUUCACUCUUCUAUUCUCCAUCUUCACCAAUGAGCAGUGAUGAUGAAUCAGAAAUUGAGGACGAGGACUUGAAAGUAGAGCUUCAAAGAUUACGUGAAAAACACAUUCAGGAGGUGGUCAAUCUUCAAACACAGCAGAAUAAAGAGCUGCAGGAGCUCUAUCAACGCCUUCGAGCAACUAAAGAUAGCAAAGUGCAAUCUUCAGAGAUUCCUUCAUCACCUGCUUCACCACGUCGGCCAAGAUCUUUCAAAAGUAAACUCCGAAGCCGCCCUCAAUCUUUGACACAUUCAGACAAUGUCAUUGUUGUAAAAGAUGCUCUGUGUGUGGAGAGUAAUACAGCGUCACGCCAACAAUCUUCAGCCAGUAAAAAGGGAAUGUUUACAGAUGAUUUACACAAGUUGGUGGAUGAUUGGACAAAGGAAACAGUAGGAAAUUUUCCUAGUAAGCCAAGUUUAAACCAACUCAAACAGAGCCAGCAAAAAUUAGAGACAGAAAACUGGAACAAAGUAUAUGAAAGUACUCCGUCUACUAUGGGCUACACAUCAACAUGGAUAUCUUCUCUCUCCCAAAUUCGUGGCGCUGUCCCAACUUCCUUACCACAAGGACUCCCACUGCCUUCAUUUCCUGGGCCAUUAUCAUCAUAUGGAAUGCCCCAUGUUUGUCAGUAUAAUGCUGUAGGGGCCACGGGGUAUCCAGUACAGUGGGUAGGAAUUUCGGGAACAGCACAGCAGUCUGUAGUGGUUCCUGCCCAAUCUGGGGGACUCUUCCAGCCCGGGAUGAAUUUGCAGGCAUUUCCAGCUUCACCAAUGCAGAAUCCGGCAUCAAUCCCUCCUGGUCCUAAGUGAAUCCAAAUAGAUACUGAAACAAGGGGAGAGGACUUCCAUCAAACACGUGUGAUACUAAACUUUCUUCUUGAGUUCUGCCAUAUUUUCUCUCAUUUGACCCCACUUUCAACUGUGUUUUUUGUUAUUCCAAUGUGAUAUUUGGUACAGCUCAUCAUUCUGUAGUAAUGUGCGCUUUGCACAUAGAAUACUACACACAGAAAUGUUUUUCACUUCAAAUCCUAUCCUCUUUGAUACUUGAUUUUUAAAAAAUACUGUUGAGAAUGCUUUAAUAAGCUCGGUUUGAGUGUUACCAUUUCCAGGACACUUUCAUGUGUUGCUGAGAAGCUCUCACCCCACUUUUUUAUGCUGCUACCAGCAGUUGUAUAAUACUUUUCUUUAAAGUGUGUAAAAACUAUGUAGAUUGGUUCUCCCCAAAUGUGGAUGAGGUAAGACUCUCCAAUCGCCAGUCUUAUGGGAUUUGUCAAAACUGUCUUGGGUUUACUUUUCACAGAAGGCAGUAAGUAACUGGCUGCAGGAAAUGUUUUGAUGUAUAACUUUAGUAUACUUUUGUCAAGCAGUACAGAACAUGAGUGUUUUUAAUGUGAUUUUCUUCCCGUCAUCACAGCAGUAGGAGUGAGGGGUUGUUUUAGGUGAGGCGGAGGGAAAGAAAAAAACAGAACUGUAACAGUUCCUUGAACCUACAGCUACUAGAGCUGCUUUUGGGUUCCAGUAAUAACCCAAAGCAGCCAUUUUUUCUCAUGUGCACACUGCUUUGGUUUUGAGCAUCUGAGAGGCACUGACUUGGCUUGCAUUCUUUUGCUAGGUAUUGCAGCUGAUGUGAAUCUCAUUUGGGGUAAUCCUUGUAAUCCUAAACAAGGAGAUUCAGGUUAACACUUCUGUCAAUCCAUUCUUCUAAAGUGAAAUGUACUUGACACAUUAGGGUUUGUAGCUUUUGAGACUUUUACAUAAAACACUGGCUUUACAGGGUUCUAAGAAAUGUAGGACACACACCAUCCUGCAGUGAAAUAGUACACCCUAGGAUGAUAUUAUUUAAAUUGCCUUUAACCUUUUUUGAUGACAGUUUUUUGGUUGUUAUAAUUUCUUACUAGUAUGUAUAGUCUUAGACCAUUUUAGAUGUUAGAUGUGUUUGUCAGCCUCUUGAAAAUUUGAGAGAAUUCACUGUCAAGUUGCACUUUACUGGGUUUUAUCCAGUUUUAGGAGGAAAGGAGGCAGUGUCAAAAUGUACGCCUUUGGUUUUUAGGAAGGUUAACUUCAGUAAUCUUAAAGGCUAGUCACAGGGUUACCUAAUAGUCAGUCUGUGAAACCCAAUUAGAAUUUUUACAUGCUAUAUUAUCAGCUACUAAGUACACAUGUUCAAGUGACUUAACAUUCACUGAAGCUUUGAAAGUCGUUUCUAAUAAGUUUUUCUAUUUAAGAAUUCUCUUGGUAACCAUUCCAAAUUGUGUUCAGUGUUUCUGUUAACAGAUUUUCCUCCAUGUUCCUCUAAAAAAAACUUACCCCGUGGGCUUGCCGGGAAGCUAGAAGAACUUUUCUUUUUAUUUCAUACAGUACACUUUGUGGGUACACUUUUUAAGAAGUUGUCUUCUAUUACUUACCUGAAGGUCACACCCACCAUCACAUUUUUGUCACUGCUACUGGGGGCAUUCUGUGGAUUGCUAUUGGGAAGAGCCACAGUUCCUUUUCCUAAUACAUCCUGUUUUGGAUGAGUUCGGAUUAUAUGCCCCGAUUCCUGAAAUUCCUUCUAUAGUAUUGCUUUGCAAGUUGAAGUGAUUUUUAGGAUGUUAAUGUAGUGCAGUUGCUUGCAUUGCAGUGUUUUCCAUGUGUACAAAAAACUAUGCUCCUAAAACCCAUAGUUCCUUAAAACUGUGUUUCAUUAUAAGUUGGUUUCGUAUAAUUAUAUUGAGAUAAACAACCUAUAAGGUGAAAUACUACAGGUUUUAAGAUGGGAUCUUCUCUAGUUGCAAUCAUUUUAAACCGUGUGCCCCAGAAUGAAAAAAAAACUCCAAGGGUUACAUGUACAAUCCCAUUUACUAGUGGCUGCUCUACAUAGUAUGUUCUGUGUUUUAUUAAGCAUCUCAGUUUUACAUAUAAUUCAUCAUUAUUGUUUGCCUGCAGAUGUUUGCAGUGCCUUGUAAUAUUUAGAAUCUUUUCAGGUUUUGCUGGAAAGAAAAGUCAUCUUCUAAAGUUUGAAGAUGGGGAAUAGUGUACUGCUGUCUCCAUGCUGACUGCAGUAUCUGGGUUAACAUACAUGUUACAUAUACAUUAUCUAUAUGUAAUGUGUAGAAGUUAAAGCAUACAGAAAAAGGGAGUGUGCAGAAAUGAAGAAAACAAUGUUAUUCACUUUGCUGUGGGGUUUUCUUUACUUUUUUAUUUUUUGUUUGAUUCAGAUUAUAGUCACUUUGAUUGUAAAUAUUGGUUAGUUUUCUAGAGGGGGAUUUGUACUAUUUCUUAAUUUUGCUUAGUUAGAAUAGUGCUGUUUCCGUCCUUGCCUGAAGUACUUUUUCUCUCCCAUAAAUAAUGAAUCAGAUGAUGCUCAGAAGUUCUCUUUAACGAAGAGCCUAGUACAUAUAACAUGCCUUCUGAUCAUUUCUAGAAAGCACGCAAACCUUUUCAUUUUCUUUCUUGUAAUCAACGUAAAGGUUAUGCUUAACCACUGUCUUGUGAAGUUUUCUUGGGAGAUAGUCUGUAUGUCCAGCCGCUCUGUUUACUUCUCCAAGUGCACAUCUGAUGAGCAGCAUUGUGUCUUCAUGUAUGGCAACAUAAGCACUCCACCAUGAAGCACUGCUGUUGUGUCUGUGAAGUUGGGUGUAACAUCCUAAGACUAUGAAACCAUUACUGGUGUAUUCAGUGCAGAUAAACCCUUCAUAUACCUGGAGCAGUCUUGAAUCGAAAGUAAUUUGCUGUAAGUUAACAAAUAAUCCUGCAGUUUUUCAUCUCUUCCUUGCUUCAUUAUCAAGCAUAUGUUCUAAUAGUUUGACAGGAAAACUUAACUGUGAAAGUUUAAAAGGCACUUCCGCUGUGAUUUUUGGGUUGAGUGUAGAGUGUUUUUCUAAAGUUAUAAUGGAAUGUUUGUCAUCUGAAGACCCCAGAUUUAAUUGCAGUCCAGUUACUUUUGUUUAUCUACCUCGUUUUUCAGUACUGUUUUAGGUGCACAAGUAAAUGUUGCCUGUGAAACUUGCUCUUUUGCUUUGAUUCUUUAUGUUGUUUAGAUGCUCAUUCUGGCUUGCCUUUUUGUCCUAGCACUCACCAUGCAUGUGAGAUGAGAGGAGCCAUCAUUCUGCCACCAGUCUGUGUUUAAGUGAUGAGAGCCAUAUACCUAAGUGUUAUAAAGUUAGGGGAUUUGGGGAUGGAAAGCAAAGAGAGAAAUCAAAUUGGUGGUAAUAUAAGACUUAGUGGUGGGAGUUAGUUUUCAAAUAAACAAAUGUUUCAAAUGUAUUGAAGUGAGAUAGUCCCAGUGCCUGAGAAUGCUUUCUCAUCUCGGUUUCUAAAGGGCUAUGGGUUGAAAUUGCUUUAACUACUACAGUGAAAUACUUGACCUCCUAGACCCAUCUUCAAAAUAUUGCCUGGUAUUUACAGUGAUGGUUUGUUAUCUUGAAAUGGCGAAUGCAUUUCAUAGUUGGUAGUAAGGGUUUAGAUAGUUGUUUAUCUAAUCCCUGUAGUUUAUGGAGUUGACUCUCUUUGCUGUAUUUUCUAAGCAUUAAAAAUAAUACAUUCCCUUUUCCCCCUUUUAAAAGAACCCAGCAAAUGUUUGUAACUGGAUAUUUCCUGUUUCACAUGUUUACCAUGUAACAGUACAUUUUUAAUACUAGUAAAUGCUGUAUUUCAGUCAUUGUUUCUAAGUGCAUUCCUGAGGUAUAUUUGCCAUCAAUUCAGUUACCUCAUGUUCUGUUUGAUUAAGAAAAAUCUGAGCCUUCUGAGGUGGUAUGCAAGCCAUUUUCUAGAAUAGAAUGUUUGGUUGGUUUUUUUAUCGGUAGUUUACCAGGGACUUAUUUUGCCUCCCUUUCUUUAGAAGAUGUAAUAGAAAGGUUUGUAUGUAUAGAAAAGGCUUUUGAUUUGGUAACUAUAAUUCUAGGGUAAAUUUUUAAAAUCUAAUCCAGAUUACAAAAUGAAAACACUCAAACAUAGUAAAAAAAAAUCUAAGUAAAAUUAGUAUGUGGUUUAUAUGGAGCCAUACUCUCAGGCCACCCUGGAGAGAAAAAAAGGUCUUCUUUUUGUGUCUAUGAAGGAUAAAUUCAAACAUUGAUCCAGGGACCUUGAUGAGUAAUGUAAAUGGGCCCAAAGUAGUAACCAGGUUAAAGUUCUUUUCCACUAAGAUGGUUGAAAGAGUGUACACAUCAACAGCUUAGAUUCUGGAAGGAUUUCUCUGAAGUAUAACAAUGCAGACUGUUACAAAGCAGAAGUCAGGCAAGAGGACAAGGGAAGGACUAAGCUCUGAAGGGACAAUGCUCUAAAAUGUGCACUAGUCACCCUUCUAGCUUUUUUACAUUGUAUUUCUUUUGAUAUAAUUUCAGAUUUAAGAUUGAGAUUUGUAGCCCAGACCCCUCAGCAGAUACAGUGGAUAUAGUGAUUGAUGAGAAAGUGCAGCUGAAGGUCUGUCAUGCUCAGUCACUUAAAGCUGUAAUUUGUUUAAUACAAAUAGUAAGCAUGUAGACCUAAUGCAGCAUGGGAGCCACUCAGGAAGUUUAUGCAAUUAAACUUUCAUGCAUAUUUACCGUGAAGUAUGUAGAAUUUCAGCCAAUUCUCAAUACUUAACAUUUAGUUAUAUAUGUGAACUCUCCUUUCUUAAUUUGGGAAUGUAGCAUUAUAUAGAAUGCUGUUUAGUUUAAUUUUAGCCCUUUUUAACAUUACCUUUUCUUCUUUUCCUUUUUUUUUUUUUUUGGUAAGCCAAGUGAUCUACCUUUCAGCAGUUGUCUGGUUUUGAUUCUUGA
Molecule: messenger RNA, 10972 nt
Organism: Microtus ochrogaster (prairie vole)
Lineage: Eukaryota; Metazoa; Chordata; Mammalia; Rodentia; Cricetidae
Gene: Wnk3
Product: WNK lysine deficient protein kinase 3
Biological process (GO): protein phosphorylation
Molecular function (GO): ATP binding; protein serine/threonine kinase activity
Source: RefSeq, a predicted model, not a curated record